UAAACAAAACAAAAAUGUCUUAAAUAGAGCGGGAGGGGUUUUCUUUUCCAAUAUUACCCUCGUCAAGGGUUUCCUCACUGUUAAACCCUUGCUCCUCCGCCAUUGUUUCUUCUACCUCUGCUAAACAGAAAUUUUUGGAAAGAUGAGUUUGGUUGCAGGAUCAUACGAGCGGUUCAUUUGGGGCUACAAAUUAAAAUCACGUAAAAACCCCGAUACCCUAACCCUAAGCCCACUAUUCUCCUUUCCGUCCCAUCUCUCUACAAUCAAAACCGUCGCCGUCGCCGGUUCCGUCGCCGUCUCCGGCGGAAACGACGACACAAUCAAAAUCUACGACCUCUCUUCAUCCGCCGAGAUCGGAUCCCUCUACCAUACCUCCUCAAUCACCUCCCUCGCCUUGUACUCCCCUCCCGCCCUCUCCUCCUUCCCCCGCAACCUCAUCGCCGCCGACGCCGAGGGUUCGCUCUCAAUCUACGACGCCGACCCGUUCGUGCUUCUCAAGUCCGUCAAAAUCCACAAAAAGUCCGUCAAUUCGAUUUCCGUGCACCCGUCGGGGAAGUUAGCGUUGACUGUCGGCCAUGACGAUUGCUUGGCCAUGGUCAAUUUGAUCAGAGGCAGGCGGAGUUUUUACUGCAAGUUGAGUAAAGAAGCAUCAAUCGUGCAGUUCGACGGAACUGGUGAAAGAUUCUUCAUGGUAGUCGAUGAGAAAAUCGGUGUACACGAAUCGGAGGACGCCAAAUUAAUCUUCGAGCUGGAUAAUAAGAAGAGAAUCCUCUGUGCUGCCCCUGGCAAUAAUGGAAUUUUGUUUACAGGUGGAGAGGAUAAAAAUCUUACUGCUUGGGACACAGUGAGUGGGAAAGUGGCAUAUACUAUUGAAGAUGCUCACCCAGCUCGGCUCAAAGGCAUUGUAGUUUUAUCGAAGAACAGUGAUAAUUCAGGGGAGGAUCCUUAUUUGGUGGCAUCUGCAUCAUCCGAUGGGGUAAUACGCGUUUGGGAUGUGCGCAUGGCUGGUAAAGGAAAGACAAACCCUUUAGCCGAGGCCAAUACCAAAUCGCGACUCACUUGCCUUGCUGGAUCAUCUAUUAAAUCCUUGAAACGCCCUCGGUUAGAAACGCAGAAUGCAGAUGAAGAUACAGAUGCUGCAGCUGCUUUGGUAUCGUAGAGCUGAAGAGGAUGUUCACUGAAUUCACAUUUCCCCAACACUUUUUCGUGCCUUCCUUUUUUGCCCCCCGAUUGUCGUGUCUUCGUUUAUGACUCUAUUUUGGUUUAAAUUAUAUCACAAGUCUUGCACUAUUAA
Molecule: messenger RNA, 1294 nt
Organism: Erythranthe guttata (spotted monkey flower)
Lineage: Eukaryota; Viridiplantae; Streptophyta; Magnoliopsida; Lamiales; Phrymaceae
Product: Transducin/WD40 repeat-like superfamily protein
Molecular function (GO): protein binding
Source: RefSeq, a predicted model, not a curated record